AAAAGGCACGAGUUUUUGCAAAUCUCUUUGAUGUGAACAAGAACAAAAUCACAUUUUCAAAUAGCUGGCUUCGUCAGUUUAAAGAAUGGCAUAAUUUAAAACAAAUUCAGAUGCAUGGUAAGAGUGGCUUCGUGAAUGAACAAGCAAUCAGAGAAACUAUUACCGAUCUCAAACAGUUAACAAACAAUGAAGAGGUAAUAACUGAAGCAGAAAGUAAUGAUAUUUAUGAAGAGGAGAAUGAAAAUGUAAUUAAUGAACAGUUCACAAAUGAGGAAAUUGUUGACCUUGUUUACAGUUCAAGAGAAACUGAAGAAAAUGAUAUAGAAAAUGAGGAUGAAAACUCAGAACUUUUGCCAGUAUCAAUUAAAGAAGCAACAGAAUCACUUGACAUAUUAGUAUAUUUCUUUUUGAGUCAGGAAGGUAAUUAUUUAAAAGAAAUUAAUAGUUUAAUGAAAAUUCAACAUGUAUUGAGAAUAUUGAAGGUGAAAUCGCUUGUACAGACAAGUUUGAAAGAUUAUUUAGUUAAAAAUACGGUAUAA
This is a messenger RNA of Diversispora eburnea, 539 nucleotides long. The record is from the annotation of a GenBank genome assembly. Lineage: Eukaryota; Fungi; Glomeromycota; Glomeromycetes; Diversisporales; Diversisporaceae.